Ustilago hordei is the source of this 1032-nucleotide messenger RNA. Its product is annotated as putative RFC3 - DNA replication factor C, 40 kDa subunit. Gene Ontology annotation, biological process: DNA-templated DNA replication; DNA repair. Gene Ontology annotation, cellular component: DNA replication factor C complex; Ctf18 RFC-like complex; Elg1 RFC-like complex. The transcript has 3 exons. Gene Ontology annotation, molecular function: ATP hydrolysis activity; DNA clamp loader activity; ATP binding. Bases 1 to 1032 code for a protein of 343 amino acids. NCBI's taxonomy places the organism in Eukaryota, Fungi, Basidiomycota, Ustilaginomycetes, Ustilaginales, Ustilaginaceae. The record is from RefSeq and is a predicted model, not a curated record.
AUGAGCUCGAAAGGCAAAGGAAAAGCGGACGACACCAGCGCUUCGGCGUCCGCUACGGACCUCGACCUCCUCCCAUGGGUGGAAAAGUAUCGUCCUGCCACUCUUGAAGACCUCGUAUCCCACAAAGACAUCACAUCGACCAUUCAGAACUUCAUCGACAGGAAUCGGCUGCCACAUCUCCUCUUCUAUGGUCCUCCUGGUACAGGUAAAACAUCGACCAUCUUGGCCAUGGCGAGAAAGAUCUUUGGCCCACAGUUCCGCAACAGCGUUCUAGAGCUCAAUGCCUCCGACGACAGAGGUAUCGAGGUAGUCAGAGAGCAGAUCAAGGGUUUCGCCAGUACGAAGAGCGUCUUCAGCUCCAAAGGCGGCUUUAAGCUGAUUGUGCUUGAUGAGGCUGAUGCCAUGACACAAGCAGCACAGGGUGCUUUGAGAAGAGUGAUCGAGCAAUACACAAAGAAUGUUCGAUUCUGCAUCAUUUGCAAUUACGUCAACAAGAUCAUCCCUGCUAUUCAGUCCCGAUGCACACGUUUCCGUUUCAACCCGCUGCAGCUCGACCAAGUGGAAGACCGUCUGAACCAUGUCAUUGAGAAUGAAGGCUGCAAGAUCACACAAGAUGGCAAGGAAGCACUGCUGAAACUCUCUCGUGGUGAUAUGCGUCGUGCACUCAACGUCCUACAAGCCUGUCAUGCAGCAUCAGAUCACAUUGACGAAACAGCGGUCUACAACUGCACAGGAAACCCACACCCUUCCGACAUCGAAGCAAUGCUCAAGUCGAUGAUGCAAGAGGAAUUCACAACAGCAUACACAACCAUCUCCGGGUUGAAGACAGCAAAGGGUAUCGCAUUGGCAGAUAUGAUCAGUGGAGUGUACGACUUGUUAGCGACAAUCAAGUUGCCGGCUAAGUCGAAAAUUUACUUGCUCGAUCAUCUUGCGCAUACAGAACACCGUUUGAGUACAGGUGGCUCGGAAAAGAUCCAACUGACAGCUUUGCUCGGUGCAGUCAAGGUCGCUGUAGAGCUCUCACAGGCAUAA